Messenger RNA from Aspergillus costaricaensis CBS 115574, 781 nucleotides. Its product is annotated as 60S ribosomal eL33 domain-containing protein. The transcript is spliced from 4 exons. Gene Ontology annotation, cellular component: cytosolic large ribosomal subunit; ribosome. Gene Ontology annotation, biological process: cytoplasmic translation; ribosomal large subunit biogenesis. The record is from RefSeq and is a predicted model, not a curated record. NCBI's taxonomy places the organism in Eukaryota, Fungi, Ascomycota, Eurotiomycetes, Eurotiales, Aspergillaceae. The coding region runs from base 1 to 387 and encodes 128 amino acids. Gene Ontology annotation, molecular function: structural constituent of ribosome.
AUGAAUAUCAAAAAUAUCAAGAUCCAUGGGUCGCCACGUGAGCUACCAGCGCUCCAAGCGUACCGUCAACCCCAACACCAGGUACUUGCGAUCCGCACCGAUAUCGAUAUAGAGGAACAAGGGAAUCUGACACAUGGGUUAUCUAGUCUGAUCAAGAUCGACGGUGUUGAGAGCACUGAGGCCGCAAACUUCUACCUGGGCAAGAAGGUUGCUUUCGUCUACCGGGCCAAGCGUGAGGUCCGGGGCUCCAACAUCCGGGUCAUCUGGGGCAAGGUUACCCGUCCCCACGGUAACUCCGGUGUUGUCCGUGCUCAGUUCCGCCACAACCUCCCCCCCAAGACCUUCGGUGCUACCGUCCGUGUUAUGCUGUACCCCUCCAACAUCUAAAUGACGCCCCUUUUGUUACGUUAGUUGGCAACUCCGGAUUCUACGCGCAGACGGUCGGGCAAGGAGUCGACGGAAUGAGCCGAAUGUUGAGAUGGAGUUGGCGGGUUGAUAAUGUUCGUGGGAGAGGCAGGGCCGGUCAGCCCUACGAAUUAAAAUAAAAGAACUCUUAUCUUCUUUUUUUCAGCAUGGUUAUUGUCAGCCCUUUUUUCCCCCUUAAAGGCAACGGACGAGCUUGAUAUCCCUGGUUUUUUUAUACUUUAUAUUCAAACCGGCCAAGCAUGCUGUGCCUUUUGGGCCGACAACAUGGCUCCCCGUGUAUCUGAUGCUCAUAAACCACAAUCCAUACCAUUUCAACAUAUCGGUACAAUUGCUUUUCUCUGGGGAAUAGUGUGAG